CGUCACUUCCUGGGAAAGCUUUGCCUCCUACUUUUUUUUUUUGUUGGGACCUAAGGGAGGAAAAUCUUGCGCAGGGGGUCGCCGGACGGAAUAAAACAAGAAGGAACCUUCCAACUCUGAAAAUGCUCCAUGUUGCUCUUCGGUCGUCCAAAAUGCAAGCGGGCGUGCUUUCGCGCUGGAUUUAACGGUGGAGCUUCGGUGGCGUAGUGUGAACCUCCCUCACUGCCAGCAUGCUGAGUUUCCUGCGAAGGACCCUGGGGCGACGCUCCAUCCGCAAACAUGCAGAAAAAACACGGCUACGGGAGGCCCAGCGCGCUACAACACACAUUCCGGCUGCUGGUGAUGCCAAGUCCAUCAUUACUUGCCGUGUGUCCUUGUUGGACGGGACCGAUGUCAGCGUCGACCUGCCGAAAAAAGCCAAAGGUGAGGAGCUGUUUGACCAGAUCAUGUACCACCUGGACAUAGUAGAAAAAGACUACUUCGGACUGCGCUUCAUGGACUCUGCACAAGUUCCACAUUGGCUGGAUAUCACAAAAAGUAUCAAAAAGCAAGUGAAAAUUGGCCCUCCAUACUGCCUUCACAUGCGAGUCAAGUUUUACUCCUCUGAGCCAAACAACUUGCAUGAGGAGCUUACCAGAUACCUUUUUGUGUUGCAAUUAAAACAAGACAUCCUCAGUGGAAAGCUAGAAUGCCCAUUUGAAACAGCGGUGGAGUUGGCUGCCUUCUCACUACAGGCGGAACUUGGUGAUUGUGACCCACUGGAACACAAUUUGGACCUGGUAUCAGAAUUUCGAUUUAUCCCUGAACAGACUGAAGAUGUGGAGCUGGCUAUUUACAACGCAUGGAAGGAGUGCAGAGGUCAAACACCUGCACAGGCUGAGAUCAACUACUUGAAUAAAGCAAAAUGGCUGGAAAUGUAUGGUGUGGACAUGCAUAUGGUUCAGGCACGAGAUGGUAAUGAGUACAGUUUGGGUUUGACACCAACCGGUGUUUUGGUGUUUGAAGGACAAACCAAGAUUGGCCUCUUUUUUUGGCCAAAGAUCACUCGUCUUGAUUUCAAAAAGAGCAAGCUGACUCUUGUGGUUGUGGAGGAUGAUGAUCAGGGCAAAGAGCAGGAGCACACCUUUGUCUUCAGAAUGGACCAUCCGAAGGCCUGUAAGCACCUCUGGAAGUGUGCUGUGGAACAUCACGCCUUCUUCCGGCUGAGGGGUCCAGUACAAAAGAACUCUGCGCGCUCUGGUUUCAUUCGCAUGGGAUCGCGCUUCCGAUACAGUGGAAACACAGAGUACCAGACAACAAAGUCCAAUAAAGCCCGACGCUCAGCCUCCUUUGAGAGGAGGCCGAGUCGACGCUAUUCAAGAAGAACAAUGCACAACAGAGGACCUUUGCAUCCUCAGGAAGUCCUUUCGUCAGGCAAUGGAGUCAACUCCAGCAAAGACAAGCAUGUUUCUCCCAGUCGAGGCGCCUGGUCGGGUGUGCCGGUUGUGAACGUUGCGCCUGCUUCUGCUUGUGGCCCGUUGGAAAUCGAGCCUCUGCCUAGGAGUCCAGGAGGGGAAAAGAGAAGUUUACCGCUGGCUGCUGACCUUAUCGAGACAUGCAUUGACGACGUCCUCAGGGCUUCGGCCACUCCAGCCGUGAAGGCUGUCGAUGAGGCGGGACCGAGUACAGCCUACUCUCCUCCUGUUGCGACUGGCGAAGAGUUACUCAGCCUCAAUGAAACAGCUGCACGUCUCAAGCAGUUGGAGUUGGAGAGUAGUCCACGUCUGGCCAAGAAUAAUGUCAACAUCAAUAUGGUCAUGAAUAAUCAGGAGGACAUUGUGAAAAUCCGAGAGAAACGCUGUCUGAACAGUGCAGACAGCAGUCCUGUCAUCACGCCACUGCGAGCCCCAGACAAUUUGAAGAGUAACAUCCUCAAAGCGCAAGCUGAGGCCGCCACACUCAAGGUCGCUUUGGAGGAAACUGUCACAAUGAUGGGAGAUAAAAACUGUAAUUUGCAGGAAACAUCCUCAAGGUUGAAGUCACGCCCCGGCCGUAUGGGCAGCAAUUCAUCUCUGCCCGUUAGCAGUCGCCCUGACAUACAAGACUCAUGGGAGUUGCUCAAAACCUCUUCACUUGUCUCAUCAGCUGGCACCAGUGCUGAAAGGUUAGCUGAAGAUUCUAACCCUCCUUUAGCCAAGUUGCCCUCAGACUCUGUUGUUGAAGGCACCACACUUAUGGCUAAAGCAGAGGAAGUUGAUGUAUCAAACACAACUUUACCACUCUCUGAUAAUUUGAUUGACUUCACUGAUCCCACCCCUGCUAUGCCAUCGGUGCAGCCGCCCAAAGCUCCCAUCACUCCUCGCUGGAUCAUUCCUACUGCUGCUCCUCCUGGUAUCUUUACUAACGGCCUGCUCGACCUUGAGCCCCCUGCUAAGGUCGCCGCCGCUCCUCUUCCCCCCGUGGACGGGGGAGCCGCUCUCACCUCAGCCCUCCCUCAGUCCGCUCAUACAUUUCACACCAACUCAGUGAGCAAUAUGGGUCAGCAGGCAGCCUCAGAGGAUGGAGCCACACACAGAGGCCUCCUGACCACUGAACUCUAAUACCUGCAGAUAAGCUGAGUGGGCAAAACAGCAUGCAGUUUGAAAGUAACAACACACACUAACAUUUUUUGUUGUUGUUAGGACUCGCCACAAAACGUAUUCAUCGCAGUCACAAUUAGGUUUAGUGGAAAACGCAACUCAAGUUCUUUAUCUGUAAAGCAACUGGUUCCAUCCAUUUUUGACACUGACAAGCAAAUAGUCUUUUUGUGCGUCAUCUUUAAUUUCUUUAAUGCAUUCCACUGGACGUAAGCGCCACGAAAGGUGAUGACCGUGUUUAGUUGAAGAGAUGAUAACAACUGGACUCUUGAAAUAUGAUUCUCUACAUUUCCAUGAGAAGCCUUUUUUUUUUUUUUUUUUUUUUUAAAGCCCUUUUUUGUCACUGGAUUGAACAUUUUUCUUUGUCACUGGAUUACUUUUGCAACACUGGAUCAUUUGAAACUGACAUGAAUGAAGAUUGACCUGAUGACAGUUUUUUUUUGUUUUUUUUAGCAUUGCGGUUUCAAUGUUUUUCUCUCAUUCGACCCUAUAAUGUGAGGUUUUAUUGUUUGGACUGAAUGUGAUCUUCUCUUUGAUUUCCAAUUGGAACUACUUUUUGGAGUCAUUGGCAUUUAUGUGCUCCAUUUGAUUUUACUUUCUAUUUUUAAAUGAGGAAUGUAACUUGUCAGUCAUGUUGAGCUGUGAGGUGCUCAGGUGGGCAUGCUGGAUUUUCACACUGUAAAUUAUCCCUAUGCUAGAUACAAAUGAGUAUUUAGUAGGAAUAAGUUCAAAAAGUUGAGCGCUGUAUUAGGGUCAGAGGUUUUCACUAACAACUAUUUGGACUUUUCGAUCGAUCAUUUUUCAUGAGAUGUUUAGUUCAAAAUGUUUUUUAUGUCUUAUUACAUUGCAUAUUUUCUGAGAAAUGCUCCGAUUAUGGAUCUGACUUGUUAAAUUGAAGUAGCUACGACGUUGCCAUCUUGUGGAAACUAUCUAAACUAUCUGUUUCAAUCUCAAUUGCUGAUUGUUUUACUUCGCAAAUAUCUUAAAUGUAAUUUUAUACUUGUGAAAUGAAGAUCUAAUUCUAUAUUUUUGGACUAUAUUAAUGACUUAAUGAGUGUACUGUAUAUCACAUUGAUUCUUUACUCAUUCACUGCCAUUGACAGUGAUAGACAUCCAAUCCAUUUCAUGGCUGGCAUUGAGUCAAUAGUUUCACUGCCAUUGAUGGCGAUGGACGACCAAUCCCUUUUGACUGGGUGCCAACCAGUCAAAAAGGGAUUGGACAUCGAUCGCUCUCAAUGGCAGCCAGUGAAUUAAAUUUAUGAUUGUUUUUUACUACCCAUCAUUUUGAUGAUGUAGCUGAUAAGGGAAAUUGACUAUUGCAGUUAUUUAUGUGCCCGUUCGGUGUUCACCUAUUACAUGUCAAAAUAUGUGGGUAGGUCAUGGUUGUGAAGUAUUCAGCUGGCUGUAGAUACAGUGUGAUAUAUAUUUUUUUCAUAUGACUGUAAAGUAUAUUUAGCGCUUUCACGGUGGACCAUAACAGCAUCGAUGUCAUUAAAAAGAUGUAGGAAACAAAAUGGAAGUCAA
This is a messenger RNA of Corythoichthys intestinalis (scribbled pipefish), 4139 nucleotides long. RefSeq names its product erythrocyte membrane protein band 4.1 like 5 (gene epb41l5). Bases 231 to 2579 code for a protein of 782 amino acids. Gene Ontology annotation, cellular component: cytoskeleton. Lineage: Eukaryota; Metazoa; Chordata; Actinopteri; Syngnathiformes; Syngnathidae. The transcript is spliced from 26 exons. Gene Ontology annotation, molecular function: cytoskeletal protein binding. The record is from RefSeq and is a predicted model, not a curated record.